This is a messenger RNA of Penicillium longicatenatum, 1017 nucleotides long. RefSeq lists its product as uncharacterized. The record is from RefSeq and is a predicted model, not a curated record. NCBI's taxonomy places the organism in Eukaryota, Fungi, Ascomycota, Eurotiomycetes, Eurotiales, Aspergillaceae. The transcript has 3 exons. The coding region runs from base 1 to 1017 and encodes 338 amino acids.
AUGUCUACUUCAUUCUGGGGCCUGUUGGAGGCUUGUGAAAUGGGAGCUGCUUCUCGUGGAGAAAGCAAAUCUUGUUGCGGUAUCACUAGAAGCGGUGCGCCUAGUAAAAACUUGAUCAAGACACAAGACAUCAAGCAGGGUCGUCAAAAGUUGGCCCGACUCGGUAGUUUUCCAUUUGAAAUUUCUACUUACAAUCUGUGCUUUGCGAUAUUGCGAAAUACUUUCUCUGCACACGACAGCAUCGGGACCGACAAGCCAACAGACUUGGCCAGCAGUGGUACGAAGCAGCCGUCCGAAAUCAAGCGCAGGCAGACCAUGACCCUGAAAGUUCUGCUCAAUCACAACAUUCGCGCUCACCUCAACGCCAAACCAAGUUCAGACGAGAACAGCGACUCCUCCCCAUCUACCAUCACCAGGCUACCGCGGAGUAUGGGAUCUUAUGUGACGGCUGCAACGCUGCGAGCAAACAGUGUCCCUUGGUGCGUCUCACCAGCUCAGCCAGCUAUCCUGUCAUGCAUCACCAACAUCCGUGCUGGUCUGCAAGGCAUACACUUGCACUCCAUCAGCCGGAGCGAGGAGGUUUCUGAUGUUUACUGCAUGUUCUGCCUGGGCGAUGACGAAGACCAUGCAAAUGAGAGCGCGGUUUUGCGCUGCACAGAGUGUAGGGCUUUAUCACACCUAGCCUGUACAGAGGAGUGGCUGGCCAAGCGGGAUGCAGGAUUCGAGAUAUCGUGCUGUGUCUGUCGCAACGAGGGGGCUGUGGAUGCGCUCAUCCGCCCCCACAGGGCUUCUGCAGACACUGAAAGAGCUGUCAACGAUGCCACUGCAGGCAUCAGCUGUUCAGCUUCAGCUGCGGAUACAACGAGGGAUAUUGAAAUACUGCCCGGGCCUUCGCUUCAAAGUGUCGAACGGCGUCGGCCAGCCAGACUGGCAAGACAAUCUUAUCAGCCCCGCGGCUCUCGUGUGUCUGGGUCCCUUCGUCGGUCUAGACGCUUGCAACAGAUUCACCGCAACUGA